This is a messenger RNA of Anopheles arabiensis, 936 nucleotides long. RefSeq names its product prisilkin-39-like. The coding region runs from base 288 to 881 and encodes 197 amino acids. Lineage: Eukaryota; Metazoa; Arthropoda; Insecta; Diptera; Culicidae. The transcript has 2 exons. The record is from RefSeq and is a predicted model, not a curated record.
UAAGACGAAGCUUACCUUCAUUUUAAUUGGAUUGGUUGGAUGUUGUGUUGAUAGAAGUGCUGUACGAAUAGUGAUAUCAAAAACACAAUCGAACCCAUCUUUUAUAGCGCCUCCUACCGGUAGUCCAAAACGAAAGGAAAACUCCGUCGUCAAGGUCUGACAAAAGGCCGGAAAAGCGUCACGUUCGGCUCGUUAUAAAAGCAGACGAUCAUUGGGACAAACGAUCACAGUUCACUUGCAACGUUUUCGCGAUCAUAUCCAAUCGAUCAACGCACUCAACUGUGACCAUGAAGGUAUUCAUCGCGAUCGCUGUGUUGGCUCUGGCCACCGUCUCCCAAGGAUCAUAUCUGCCAGCGGUGCAGUCGGUCCUUCCGUACGCCUACAGCUCUGGCCUCCAUGGGCUGGGUGCCUAUGAUGGUCUGGGUCAUUACUCGUCGCUCGGUGGACUGGGAUACUCGUCCGUGCUGGACCAUGGCCUCUCCUACCCGUACUCGGCCGCUCUUCCGUACUCUGGCUACAACAACGGUCUGUAUGGCGGAUACUAUGGCGCCAAGUACGCCCCAACUGUGGUCCAGGCCAACGUUAACACUCUGAAGACGGUCAGCCCGCUGGGUCUGUAUGGAGGAUACUACGGCGCCAAGUACGCUCCGACUGUGGUCCAGGCCAACGUGAACACUCUGAAGACGGUCAGCCCACUGGGUCUGUAUGGAGGAUACGGAGUGGAGCACGGAUACGGACUCGGUCACGGAUACGGCUACGGAUACAACAACUACCUCCCAGUCCAGGGUCAUGCUGCGAAGUACGUUGCUGCCAACCCGGGAGCCGUCCAUGUGGCCCCUCUGCCAGGCCAUCUCGUCAACCAGAAGUCGAUUGUGGCGUAAAUGACUGUGAUCUCAAGCAAAUGUAUGUGAAAUUGUAAAUAAAUGGAAUAUUUAA